This is a messenger RNA of Ananas comosus (pineapple), 1006 nucleotides long. Its product is annotated as 50S ribosomal protein L24-like. Gene Ontology annotation, molecular function: RNA binding; structural constituent of ribosome. The transcript has 6 exons. Gene Ontology annotation, biological process: translation. Lineage: Eukaryota; Viridiplantae; Streptophyta; Magnoliopsida; Poales; Bromeliaceae. Bases 92 to 571 code for a protein of 159 amino acids. The record is from RefSeq and is a predicted model, not a curated record. Gene Ontology annotation, cellular component: mitochondrion; ribosome.
CGAAUCCCCCAAUUUCGUAAACCCUAAACCCUAAAUCCGAGCGAUUUGAAGCUACAGAGAGAGAGAGAGAGAGAGAGAGAGAGAGAGAGAGAUGGGGUGGAAAGCAGCGGAGAAGAUCAUCAAGCAUUGGAAGAUCCUCCGAGGAGACAACGUGAUGAUCAUAAGGGGGAAAGAUAAGGGCGAGACGGGGAUCAUCAAGCGCGUCAUCCGAUCCCAAAACCGCGUCAUCGUCGAGGGCAAGAAUUUGGUCAAAAAGCACAUAAAGCAGGGGCAAGGACAUGAAGGUGGGAUCUUUUCAAUUGAAGCUCCUCUUCAUGUUUCGAAUGUCCAAGUUCUUGAUCCAGUCACUGGGAGACCUUGUAAGAUUGGAUACAAGUAUCUAGAAGAUGGGGCUAAGGUCAGAGUCUCUAGAGGGCAAGAAGCAUCUGGAGCCGUAAUUCCGCGCCCAGAAAUACUAAAAGAGAGGAGAAAACCUAGACCAACCAUACUUGGUCCUAAGGAUACACCGAUGGAACUUGUUCUAGAGAAGACAUACGAUGCUAAAGCCGGGAUUGGAAUGCCCGAUCUUUAGGAUAAUUUACUUCAAAGUUAUGGAGCCUCUCGCGAUUGUUACGUUCACGGGCGGCGCGAUCGGUCAGAUCGGUUUUCUGCUCUACCGCUUCCGACCGUUCUUCUCUUUCGUCCGCCGCCUUGUCGAGUGCCUCCGGAACCCCCGCCCGCCGCCGCAUUCGCCGGUCGUCGCCCCGUGGAGGCGGCGCGGGAACUCGGAGAAUAUGGAUGAUUGAAAAAAAAGGAAACAAGAUUAAAAAAAAAAGGAAAAGGAUAAUGUCUCAUUUGCUUGAGUAAUGCAACAAUUGGAUUGAGGACCAUUUUCUUAGCCACCACUACUAAUCUUUGGAUGUAAUAACUAUUUGCUAUGUAAUGGUUAUAAUCAAAUUUGAAUAUGUAGUAGUGUAAUAUUUUUUUUGAAUGAAUUAUUGAAUCCUUUGCAACAUAUUGUUAGAAA